This is a messenger RNA of Cynoglossus semilaevis (tongue sole), 778 nucleotides long. RefSeq names its product dynein light chain Tctex-type 3 (gene dynlt3). The transcript is spliced from 5 exons. Gene Ontology annotation, molecular function: dynein intermediate chain binding. Gene Ontology annotation, cellular component: cytoplasm; cytoplasmic dynein complex. Gene Ontology annotation, biological process: microtubule-based movement. The coding region runs from base 135 to 479 and encodes 114 amino acids. The record is from RefSeq and is a predicted model, not a curated record. NCBI's taxonomy places the organism in Eukaryota, Metazoa, Chordata, Actinopteri, Pleuronectiformes, Cynoglossidae.
CACCGAAUAUUCCAAGAAGAGGAGCAAGACAGGAAGUGGUUGUACAGCUUUGUGAUUUUACCAUUCUUAUUUACCUUUAUUUUUCCACACUUAUAUUCUAUUCCAACACUACAAAACAGUGAGACUUUACAAAAAUGGAUGAGUACCACAACGGAAACGAGGGCUCUUUCAACUCGGAAGAGGCAGAUAACAUUGUUAAAGAGUGCAUUGAGAAUGUGGUGGGCGGUGAGGACUACAGCCAGAGUCAGGUGAACAAGUGGACAGCUAGUAUUGUGGAGCGCUGCCUCACGCAGUUGGUCAAGCAGGGAAAACCAUACAAGUUCAUUGUUACAUGUGCUGUAAUGCAGAAAACAGGAGCAGGACUUCACACAGCCAACUCCUGCUACUGGGACACAUCCAUGGACGGAAGUUCCACUGUAAGGUGGGAAAACCGCACCAUGUAUUGUGUGGUCAGUGUCUUUGCUGUGGCCAUCGCUUGAAACACACGCACAAACAUUAAGAAAGACAAACAAAAUGACCGAAACAACCAAACCACCGCCAGAAGAGAACUGCAGUGAGUCCUUACAAACGCCAGGGGGACCUUCAGUCACAACCACACAGUUGGUUGUGCACACCUUAGAUAAACAUCCCUGUGUAUUUAUUGUCUCAUAUGACUUCAAAUCGACCUUCUAUUCAUCAUAGAUUGAUUGUUUCCCAUUUCCCAUAUAAAGCAGUGUCGCAUAAAUAGAAAAAAAUAAAAUAAAGUCAUACAACCAAACUGUCUAGUGUACAGUACAAA